UCACCCCCAAUAUUCGUACUUCAUUUGUGUGACAUUGAUUGAGCUUUUUUCAAUUUUGGUAGCAGAAGCAGAAUUGAUAUCUGAUUCGCACCUCGCUUGAAUAUAUAGGUGACCCACUUUAGAUGAGCAAGCUAGGAUAGACUCUAGAGGCAAGAAGCAAGGAAUGGCGAAUUCCAUUUCUCCCCUCCACGUUUCACCAAUUCCGAUUUCGCCGCCCUUUCUCCGCAAAUCCAACGCUUUCGGAUUCUCUUCUGUUUCCGUAAACCCUCUUCGCCUGCCUUCCAAUUUCAAUCUUCGCUCUGCCUCGCAACCACGCCCCUCCGGUAGAAGGUUGGUUAGAGUUGUAGCUACAAUAUUGCAAGAGGAUGAAGAGAAAGUGGUAGUGGAGGAAUCAUUUAAUCCGAAAGGUUUCCCGGAGAAGGAAAAGGAAGGGACAUUUGGCGCGUCGCCGAGUGAUGGUGCCCCGCCCUCCAGUGGUUUGGAGAAGUGGACUAUAAAAUUGGAGCAGUCUAUCAAUAUUCUUCUCACAGAAUCGGUGAUAAAGAUCCUCGACACUUUGUACCAUGAUCGUGAUUAUGCAAGGUUUUAUGUUCUUGAAACCAUUGCAAGGGUUCCUUAUUUUGCUUUCGUGUCAGUGUUGCACAUGUACGAGAGUUUUGGAUGGUGGCGACGAGCUGACUACUUGAAAGUUCACUUUGCUGAGAGUUGGAAUGAGAUGCAUCAUUUGCUUAUUAUGGAAGAAUUAGGGGGGAAUUCUUGGUGGGUUGAUAGGUUCCUUGCUCAACACAUUGCGGCCUUUUACUAUUUUAUGACUGUGUUUAUAUACAUAUUGAGUCCAAGAAUGGCAUAUCACUUCUCAGAAUGCGUGGAGAGUCAUGCUUUUGAAACUUACGACAAGUUUAUCAAGAGCCAAGGAGACGAGUUGAAGAGACUGCCUGCGCCUGAAGUUGCAGUGAGAUACUACACCGGAGAUGACAUGUACUUGUUUGAUGAAUUCCAAACCUCAAGACCUCCCAAUACUCGGCGACCAAAGAUAGACAAUCUGUAUGAUGUAUUUUGCAACAUAAGAGAAGAUGAAGCGGAACAUUGCAAGACGAUGAAGGCAUGCCAAACCCAUGGUAAUCUCCAAUCACCUCACUCUUGCACCGGUGAUGCUUUGGAAGAUGACACAGGCUGUAUUCUGCCUGAAGCCGACUGCGCAGGCCUUGCCGAUUGUAUAAAGAAAUCUAUUACGGAACCACCACCUGCCACCAAAAUAUGACCUGCUAACCCGGAAAAUCGGAUUAUUAGGAUACAAAUAAGUAAAUCUUCAUAGAAAAUGAUAUGUACUUAUGUUCAUCUAUCCUUUCAUUAUAGAAGAAAACCAAUUCACUGUUC
Salvia hispanica is the source of this 1377-nucleotide messenger RNA. It is a transcript of the gene IM, whose product is annotated as Alternative oxidase family protein. Gene Ontology annotation, cellular component: mitochondrion; thylakoid. Gene Ontology annotation, molecular function: alternative oxidase activity. NCBI's taxonomy places the organism in Eukaryota, Viridiplantae, Streptophyta, Magnoliopsida, Lamiales, Lamiaceae. The record is from RefSeq and is a predicted model, not a curated record. Gene Ontology annotation, biological process: carotenoid biosynthetic process; alternative respiration.